Messenger RNA from Saccostrea cuccullata (small rock oyster), 1559 nucleotides. RefSeq lists its product as uncharacterized. The record is from RefSeq and is a predicted model, not a curated record. Lineage: Eukaryota; Metazoa; Mollusca; Bivalvia; Ostreida; Ostreidae. Bases 333 to 1196 code for a protein of 287 amino acids. The transcript is spliced from 4 exons.
CCUGUUGUAAUUAUUAUUUUUUCUUCUUAUCUCUUCGUUAUAUGAUGCAGACAGCGCAAUAUAUUUCAUUUGCACAGCAGACGAACUGUCACCGGAAGUGAUGUUUGUCAAGCACCUUGUGCCCAUUGUAAGGACAAAUUUCAUUGGAUAAUAACGAUGAGUAGCUACGGCCAACUGGAUGUGUUUACAUCGCCAUUGCAGUAGUCGGUGCACUUGGAUACUCGAUAUUUUUUGCCGAUAAAAAAAGUUGAAGUGUUAUAUUUGAAAGUUCAAAAAGAGAUAAGUUGUUUUGAAGGCUUAAUGCUAUGCAUUCAACGUAAAGGGCUGGGUUAAUGGUGAAAUCAGAUAUGACCUGCGCAACAGAAGUUGUAGGCAGCUGGUUUCCAACUGGUUAUUACGGCCAUUUCCGCAGUAAGACUAGAAAUGAUUUUGUUUGUGAAUACAGGCAGCUAGCAAAGCCACAGCCUCCAAACAAGUUCUUCAACAGAUCAAAGCAACCUACAGCUAGACACGUUUUUUCUAACCACGAUAACAGAGAAUCAUUCCUGAACGAUGCACUGUACUUUGAACAAGGCUUAGGACGUAAGAGGGCACCCAACAGAGCCUAUAGCUUCAAGCAGGACUUUAUCACAUGGAUGCCAGAAAGGGAAUAUGUUCAGCGAACGAUGCGGCCUCUGGUAUCAACAUACAAAACGGACUUCAAAACCUCAAAAAGUGUACCUCAGAUUUAUGUAAAGAAACCCCCCUCCUCUUUUGAAGGGGUAACCACUUCAUACAGAUACGCCCAUGGCAGUGAAACCGCUAACCCAAACAAAAAAAUAAUCAACUGUAUGAACAAUGAGGCGCUUAAACUUAGUUUGUUAAAUAGGAAAAACCGUGCCAUGUCUGCAAGGGGAACAGUGCGGGAAACCGUGGCCUCCUGCAUGAACUGGUACAACCCAGCAAGAGAUCGCCCCAAAACCGCGGUGCAGAACGAGUCGGCAGCAACUCAGACGACGGUGUUUCAGCCCCACCCUCCCUCCGAACCCGCCCCCCACAGAGUAGAGACCGCCCCACCCGCAGCACCGGAAAGGCAGGAAACAAUGGCACCAUCCCGAGAGGCCACCAUGGUUCAACCGGAACCGGUACGACAACCACAACCGACUAUUGCAUGGGCACCACCUCAGCCAGCCGCGGUAGAAGUGGCGUGUGCAUAAAACAAGUGAAUAGGACUGUACAUGUAGAUGGCACACUUACUCAAAGACCAGUCCCCUGUUAAGGCUUAAUGGGCAGAAUAAAUGUUGUUUUUAUCUAAUCAGAUGUUAAGUGUGGUAGCUUAUGUCUGUACUUGAAGAUUUUUAUAUACCAAAGUACGCUGUAGUUUCAGAAAAAAAUUUAUUUUAAGAGUUAUUCAUGAGCAUUUCUCCUUUUUUAAAUUCAAUAUAUUACAUGAAACUCAUGUACUCAUUACUCAGUUGUAUUUAUGGUAAUUGUGUUUUCCUUAUGUGUGGCGUUCCUUAGUCCGGUCAGAGCAAUAUAAAUUCUAAAAGACUGCUGAUACUUUUUUCGAAGAAUUGUAU